AAGUUAGCCGCACAGGGGCUUAGCAUGCUAACCGGAAGUUAGCCUCGCAGCGCAGCUCAGAGUGAAAACAGAGUUCGUGGAGAAAAGUUUCGAGCGAUGGAAAUGAGUAAAGUCCAGGUGCUGAGAGCGUUGGUGAAGCAGCGACUGAGUGCGGCUGCUGAAGAGAUAUUCGGGCUGUUUGAAAGAACGAUAUCAGAGUACGAGCAGGAACUCUGUCGGUCCAAAGAGGAGAACCAGAGACACCGGAAGCUGCUGGACGCGGUGUUCCAGCCUGAAGUCCGGCUGCACAGAGCAGUGAGUCCUGCAGACGUCCAGCAGCUGUCAGGGAGCAAAGAAGAGGUUCCUCCUGAGCAGCAGGAGUGGAGCCUCAGUCUGGACCAGGAGGACCCAGAGCCUCCACACGUUAAAGAGAAGUGGAGCCUCAGUCUGGACCAGGAGGACCCAGAGCCUCCACACGUUAAAGAGAAGUGGAGCCUCAGUCUGGACCAGGAGGACCCAGAGCCUCCACACGUUAAAGAGAAGUGGAGCCUCAGUCUGGACCAGGAGGACCCAGAGCCCCCACACGUUAAAGAGGAACAGGAGGAUCUCUGGACCAGUCAGGAGGAAGAGCAGCUUCCAGGGCUGGAGGACGCUGAUAUCACCAAGUUCCUAUUCACUCUUCUCCCUGUGAAGAGUGAAGAAGAUGAUGAAGAGGAACCUCAGUCCUCACAGCUUCAUCAGAGCCAAACUGAACAGAUGGAAACAGAAGCUGAAGGAGAGGACUGUGGAGGACCAGAACCAGCCAGGGACUCUGCUCCAGACAGACUUUUACAACCUGAGACUGAAGACAGGACUCUGAGAGUCCCUGUCAGUGAUGUGAGAUGUACUAUGAAGAAACCAUUGAGCUGCUCUGAGUGCGGGAAAGGUUUUCGCCAUAUGCCAAAUCUGAAGAUGCACAUGAGAACCCACACGGGCGAGAAACCCUUUACUUGCUCAGUUUGUGGUAGAGGGUUUUCUCAGAAGGCAAACUUAAGUCGUCACAUGACACGUCAUACAGGAGAGAAACCGUUCAGCUGCUCUGUUUGUAAGAAACGUUUUAGAUACAGAGGAGACGUUGGGAGACACAUGAAGAUUCACACAAGGGAGAAACUGUUACUCAGUGAGAUCCACCAAGAGUCAGAACCAGAUAAGACUGAAGACGGUUACGGUGGCAGGGAGAAGACCAGAGGACCUCGGUCAGGUUUAAACCCUAACAAAGUCCCUAUCCAUGUGAGACCUAGUACUGACAAGAAACCAACCACAAGAUUUAGUCAAAAGGGAGAUCUGCUGACUCGCUCGAGGAUUCAUACAGGAGAGAAAACCUUUAGUCGCAGAAUCUGCGAAAAAAGCUUCACUCAAAACCUACAUCUGACAAAGCACAUGGCGGUCUGCUCAGAGGAGUGCAGCACCUGGGAUCAUCAGCUCCGAACCCCCAGGUGCGUUGGUCCUCAGUCCUCACAGCUUCAUCAAAACCAAACUGAACAGAUAGAUGCUGAUGGAGAGGACUGUGGAGGACCAGAACUAGCCAGGGACUCGGAUCCGGAUAGACUUUUACAACCUGAGACUGCUGAUUCUGGAGUUGAAGUCAGUGAUGGUUGGAAGGAGCCCAGAGGACUUCAGUCAGGUUUAAACUCUCUGAGAAGUAAUGGAGUAAGUGAUAGUACUGCUGAGAAACCACGUAGUUGCUCUGUUUGCGGUAAAGGUUUUAGCCGCAAAUACUCUCUGAAAAUCCACAUGAGGAUCCACACAGGAGAGAAACCGUUCAGCUGCUCAAUUUGUGGUAAACAUUUUAAUCAGCGCUUCCACUUUGUUGAACACAUGAGGCGUCACACAGGAGAGGACACGUUUGACUGCUCGCUGUGUGGUAAAAAGUUUGGUUACAAUUUCCGACUGAAGAAUCACAUGAGGACUCACACGGGAGAGAAACCGUUCGGAUGCUCGCUCUGUGGAAAAAGAUUCGCCCAAAAAGGAAGUCUGAGACAACACAUGUUGCUUCACACAUGAUAGGAAGUCUCCAGGAGAAUCACUGGACUCUGGUCAGCGUGUCGAUGAAAUCCUGAAACUGCUGAGAAACGUUCCACUUUACAUUUCUUACAACAGAAUUCAAAUGGUAGAACAAUGUGGACCAUGUGGAAAUAAGACCUGGGGUUCCUCAGGACUCUUUUUGUCUGUUCUCACUUCGGCCGUCAGCGUGGACGGCAGAGAUGUGACAGGAAAUCAGCUGGUGGUACAACAAAAGUCUUAAACCCCACCAAGUGUUUGUACAAAGCCCUCAGAAGGUAAUAAAAGCUGUUAAAUGUGGUGAAUAAACGCUGCUGUAAUGUUCUCA
This is a messenger RNA of Micropterus salmoides (largemouth bass), 2347 nucleotides long. RefSeq names its product gastrula zinc finger protein XlCGF26.1-like. The record is from RefSeq and is a predicted model, not a curated record. Lineage: Eukaryota; Metazoa; Chordata; Actinopteri; Centrarchiformes; Centrarchidae. Gene Ontology annotation, molecular function: RNA polymerase II cis-regulatory region sequence-specific DNA binding; DNA-binding transcription factor activity, RNA polymerase II-specific. The transcript is spliced from 2 exons. Gene Ontology annotation, biological process: regulation of transcription by RNA polymerase II. Bases 97 to 2022 code for a protein of 641 amino acids.